This is a messenger RNA of Didymodactylos carnosus, 2277 nucleotides long. The record is from the annotation of a GenBank genome assembly. Lineage: Eukaryota; Metazoa; Rotifera; Eurotatoria; Philodinida; Philodinidae.
AUGAAUUUCAGCGUCAACUUAUCCUAUGAGAAUGAUCGAUAUCAAUACAUGGGGGAGUAUCGAAACGGCAAAAGACAUGGAGAGGGUCGGUGUCGUUACUUCGAGUCACCAUGUUUAGAAUGGGAAGGGCAAUGGCUUGAUGAUAAGUGGCAUAUGGGUAUACUAACAUGGCAAUCACGUAGUAAUCCAUGUAUUGGUAGAUGGAAUGGUGGAAAAACACUCGGCGUUUUCACAAGCCAAUGUGGUGAUGUUUACAAAGGAGAAUGGAAAGAGGGUGGAAUUGCUCAUGGAUGUGGUUUUGUUCAAUAUGCAGAUGGUAUGAGUUACAAAGGUAAUGGUAUGUGGAGAAACGGUAGUCGACAUGGUCAUGGUAAGAUGACAUAUCGUGAUAGUAAACAAGAAUUUAAUACGGAGUGGUCGUAUGGUAGGAUGUUGGAACCUAAAGUAGAUGUAUUUGAUAUAAUAAAGACCUUGGAGGCGUUCAGUAAAGAGAUUGACGACACACAUCAGUAUAAACCAAUAAAAAAAUUAAUAAACUUUACAUAUAGCAUAAUUCGCAGUGAAGCCAAGCGCACUGGGAAUCCUGAUAGACUUUUAAUCGUUCUAGAAACAAUAUUAGCUAAUAUACGUCCAGAAUAUAUCAACCUGUUUAUAAACGAUCUCAUUCAAGAUCGUAAAUCGAAGUGCAACAUCUUGAUACUCGCAGCUAAUAAUGGAUUUUAUAAGAUCGUAGAAGCAAUACUUAAACGAUUCAAUGUCAACGUUGAACUAGAAGGAUUUAUUAAGUAUGAAAAUCAAAUAAUUGAUGGUGUAACAGCUUUAUGGUGCGCAGCUUUGUGUGGUAAUUUGCCUAUAGUUCAAACAUUAGUUGAACAUGGUGCAAAUAUUAAUCAUUGGACCAAAUUGCACUCAACACCAUUGAGAGCUGCUUGUUUUUUUAACAGCUUCGACGUAGCCAAAUAUCUGAUUGAUCAUGGUGCUGAUGUGAAUAUUCAGCAUACAUCAAUGAGUGACACAUGCCUUAUGUUAGCAUCAUAUAAAGGUUAUUUGGAAAUAUGUAAAUACCUUCUGGAAAAGGGUUGUAAGGUGAAUAUGACAGAUAAUGAUGGUUCUACCGCCUUACAUUGUGCAACUGAACAAGAUCAUUUAGUCGUUGUUCAAUGUCUAAUUGAUAAUGGCGCCGAUAUUUCGAUUAAAAACAGAUGGGGCUUUACUCCUUUGAUGUUGGCGGCUUUAACACCAAAUGAGGACAUUGCGAACUAUCUUAUUAAUAAAACGGCUGAUCUUCAGGAAAGCAUUGAAGGUCUAGAACUAUUAGCUACGUCAUAUGCCAAUGACGAUGUUAGUAUAUUUAAUUUUGAAAAAGUAUAUAGCUAUUUGUUGAAAGCCAUGCAAUUGCGAUAUGCAGAUCACACCCAAUUAAUUAAUAAAAAUAUUCAACUCCCGAUAGAAGCCUACCAAAAUCAUUGUGAAUGUCAAACAAUCGAAGAACUUCAACGAAUUCGCCAUAAUCAUGAUGCAUUACAUAUGGAAACACUGGUAAUUCGAGAACGUCUUUUAGGAACGGAGAGUAGUAAAGUCAUUUAUUCCAUUAGCACUAUGGGUGCCGUAUAUGCGGAUGAAAAAAAAUUUGACCGUUGUCUGUCUUUAUGGUUACGUGUAUUAUAUUUGAGAAAAAUUAGUGUUAGUUCGAUGAAACAUGAUUUACUGACAUUUGCCAAAACUUUCGGCGUUAUGAUUGAUCUUCAAGUUAAUAUCAACACUGAUGUGUGGAUACAAGUUUUUCAAAAUACAAUCGAAGAAUUACAUCGGAAUAGGUUAUCACUGAAAGCUAGUACAGAAAAUACGAGUCAACAACAAUUAGAAAAGCAAAACUUUGAUGACAAUUGUUAUACUCUAUUGUUUCCAUCUCUUUCAACUGUGAAAUUAUUGCUUGAUUGCAGUGUUAAUGUAAAUGCGAACGAUAAGAAGAGAGAUACACCGUUACAUAUCAUUGCAAAUUAUAGAAAUAUACAUAAUACUGAUUAUAAAGAUGUUCCAUCGAUUAUCAUGGAGUUAAUCAAUAAUGGUGCUCAUAUGGAUGCGGUAAAUGAAAAUCGAGAAACACCGAUUGAUCGUGCACAUGCAAAAGAGAUAAAGAUCAUUCUGCAAACUCGAAGGAAACUUUCUCUUAAAUGCAUGGCUUCCACAGCUAUAGUAAAUUUUGAUUUAGACUACUCGGGACAACUAUCAAAGUCACUUAUAGACUUCAUUAAACAGCAUACCACGAAUGCAUGA